AUGGCCCCGGCCCCGGCCCCCGCCUCCGCCUCCAACCUGUCCGCUGACUCGGACGAGCAGAUUCCUCGUCCUCGCCAGCAACGAUCUCGCCGUGGCACCUUCCCCGGCCCUUGGCGCCGCCGGGAACCGACGGCCAUCCUCCUCCACGACUUCCACUUCCGGCUCGGCGAGUACGGGCAGGCGCUCAUGAUCUCGGGCCUCGCCGUCCGCAUGGCCCACGCGCUCAAGAUCAACGCCGAGCACAACGCCGACGUCCUCUGCGCCGACCACGACGGCGCCGCACCCACCGUCACCUCGCGCGAGAGCCGUCGUCGCCUCAUGUGGGCCUGCUACGUGCUCGACGCCUGGGCCGGCAGCGGCGUCGACCAGCUGACGCUCCUCCGCGAGAGCGACAUCAAGAUUCAGCUGCCCUCCAACGAGCGCAACUUUGGCCUGCGCAUCCCCUCCAUCACCGAGACGCUCGCCGUCGGCCACGUCCUCCAGUUCCUCCCGCCGGCCGUCGUGCCCCGCCGGCCGGCCGCCAACAUGGGCAUCAUGGCCUACUACGUGCGCGUCGUCGCCUUGUGGAAGCGCAUCGUCCGCUACGUCAACCACAUGCAGGCCAGCCCGCCCCCCUGGCUGCCCGAAUCCCCCCUGGCUGCGCUCGACGCCGACCUGCACCUCUGGCGCCGCGAGCUGCCCGACUUCGUCGAGUACUCAACCGAGACUGUCUACGCCCGCCUCGACUCCAACCAGCUCGGCGCCCUCGUCCUCGUCCACUGCACCUACCACCACAACUACCUCGAGCUCUACAAGAUGGCCAUGCCCGACCUCUUCAAGCUCCCGCGGCCGUUCGUCUUUCCGCCCGAGCACCAGCAGCACCUGCAGGCGAUGUGCCUCGGCUGCUUCCACCACGCCUCCCGGAUCGCCGCCCUCCUCGCCGACGCCGCCGAGCACGGCACCCGGCUCCUUUCCGACAGCUUGCUGCCCUUUUUCCUCUACGACAGCAGCCGCGUCAUGCUGUACUACGUCGCCCGCCUGUUGGACCCGAACCGGCCGGAUGCCGAGGCGACGAUGCGGGCCGCCGUCGAGGCCGUCGAGAGCAACAACCGCGUGCUGCGCCUCAUGUCGACGUUGUUUCCCAUCGCCCACUCUCUGUCGACGACGAUCGAGCGCUGGCUUUCGAAGAUGCAGCAGACGGCGAGCGAGGAGGAGCUCGUCAGCAGCUUGCGGUCGGAGCAUCGUUUGGAGGCCCAUCGAUCCCAGAUGCUCAACGGCGCCCGAGAUGCCGGGCAUCUUCUCCCUCCGCUCCACGCCUUGGCGCCCGACGGCAGCAAAGGCCACGGCGACGAUUCCCUCUCGGACGCCUCGUCCUGGAGCGCCGUCAACCCCAACGGCGCCGACGGCUCCGGCGAUGGCACCAGCGUCGCGCUCGUCGGUCGGCACCAGGAGGUGACGGCGCCGCGGUGCAGUCUGCAGCACGAGCGGCCGGUUCCGGCGUCGAUGCAGCCGCCGCCGCAGAGGAUCAUGCCGGUGGCGAGCGAGCAGCCUCAGCUGCCCAUGUGCGGGGCCCUCGACCUCGACGAUCUGCAAAGCUUUCUCCGAUGGGACAUGUACGGCAUCAUGGAGAUUGGCGGCGGCGUGUCCAACGAAGACAUGGACGAUUCCGCGCCGCCGUCGUGA
This is a messenger RNA of Drechmeria coniospora, 1662 nucleotides long. RefSeq lists its product as uncharacterized. Lineage: Eukaryota; Fungi; Ascomycota; Sordariomycetes; Hypocreales; Ophiocordycipitaceae. Bases 1 to 1662 code for a protein of 553 amino acids. Gene Ontology annotation, molecular function: zinc ion binding; DNA binding. The transcript is spliced from 4 exons. The record is from RefSeq and is a predicted model, not a curated record. Gene Ontology annotation, cellular component: nucleus. Gene Ontology annotation, biological process: DNA-templated transcription.